Molecule: messenger RNA, 594 nt
Organism: Gryllus bimaculatus (two-spotted cricket)
Lineage: Eukaryota; Metazoa; Arthropoda; Insecta; Orthoptera; Gryllidae
Source: the annotation of a GenBank genome assembly
AUGGCUUCAGUUAAGUUCUGUCAGUUUGAACUGGAAAUAGAUGAUAACACUGUUGUUGAUUGGAAUAAUUAUUUACGAGAAGUUUGUGCUUAUGUUAUUAUGGAUUGUUGUGUUUCCAAAAUUGGUGGAGAAGGUUUAACUGUGGAAAUCGGUGAAUGUGUAUUUUCACCGAGGAAAAAUUAUGCAGGUCGUGUGGUUCCUCAACAAUGGAUUUUUGGAGGUAUAUGCCGUGAAACCAAAGAGGUGUUCAUGGUAAUGAUUCCUGAUAAAAGUGCAGAAGCUUUAUGUGGGGUCAUUAGGGAGAAAGUUAAUGAAGGAAGUGUAAUUAUAUCUGAUUGUUGGAGAGGAUAUAUGAACUCACAUGAUGAUGAUUCGUUUCAACAAUUUACUGCUAAAAACAAAUAUUAUUUUGUUGAAACAAGCAGUGGUGCACGGAAUCCCAAAGUAAGAAAAGUGGAAUAUGGAACGCAUGUGCAAAUGCCAGAGAGUUAUUAUCUAAUUGAGUUUUUAUGGCGUGAACACAUUAAGAAAACAAAAAGGGAUUCAUUUCAAGCUAUUUUAGAAGCAAUUGCACAAUUUAUGCCUCCUCGGUAA